AUGCCAGCUGCGACGUUUUUCUAUCUCCUAUUGGGUCUCGUCGCCGCUGCAGAGACUGGCCUGCUUGGCUAUCUCGUCCACGAAUUUGAGGAUAAUGGAUAUCCGGCUGGAAGAGGAUCGAAUGGAACACCGAAUCAGAUGCGAGUAUUGAUUAUACUGCUGCUGUUUACUGCCUCAUGGACAACCCUCUUUGCAUUUGUAUUCUUCUGCUUUGUCGCCCGUGGAACCUUUGCUGCACUCGCUGGACUUGGUACUUCACUGCUUUGGCUGGCUGUUACCAUUGUCCUCUGGGCUGUCUCGACUACCUUUUUCCAUCGCAUCCGCAUUGGCGGAGAAUGCGAGGGUGAACCGACUAUCUCUCUAUGCCGACAACUUGAGACCGUCGAGGCUCUCGGAUGGACUGCUCUUGGGCUUGCUGGGCUCACGCUCAUUGCAACCUUUUUCUCCUGGAGAAGCUACAGAUCUUACCGUCGUGGUGGCUACCGAGUGUAA
Messenger RNA from Serendipita indica DSM 11827, 492 nucleotides. The record is from the annotation of a GenBank genome assembly. Lineage: Eukaryota; Fungi; Basidiomycota; Agaricomycetes; Sebacinales; Serendipitaceae.